Vicia villosa (hairy vetch) is the source of this 752-nucleotide messenger RNA. RefSeq lists its product as uncharacterized. The record is from RefSeq and is a predicted model, not a curated record. Lineage: Eukaryota; Viridiplantae; Streptophyta; Magnoliopsida; Fabales; Fabaceae. The transcript has 2 exons. Gene Ontology annotation, molecular function: carbon-sulfur lyase activity. The coding region runs from base 121 to 534 and encodes 137 amino acids.
CUAUAAAUAAAAAUGCAAAGUUGAAUCAGUAUUUCUCAUCUAAGUUCCUCUGAUCCGAACAGUUGACAGGAGCCAGGAGCCAAGAUUUCAUUGAUGAUCAUUGUUGUUUAGAAUCCUGAAAUGGAAAGUGAAACAGUGAUGCAUACAGGAGGUUGCCAUUGUAAGAGUGUAAGGUGGAAAGUGAUUGCUCCUUCCAGUGUGGAGGUAUGGGACUGCGACUGCUCAAUCUGCUACAUGAGAGCCAAUUCUAACUUCACUGUACCUGCUGACAAAUUUGAGCUUUUGGCAGAUUCUGCUGAGUUUCUUACAACUUACACGUUUGGCACUCACACUGCAAAGCACACAUUCUGCAAAAUAUGUGGUAUAACUUCAUUCUAUUAUCCCCGCUCAAAUCCAGAAGGGGUUGCUGUUACAAUCAGGUGUGUUGACCAUGGAACAAUGACAAUCCAUGAAAACAAGAAUUUUGAUGGGAGGAAUUGGGAACGCUCGUAUAAUGAGUCAGGCAUCGCUUCUUGUUCAAAGGAGCAGAAGUAACUACCAUAACAUCGGGGGAUACAAAUUAGUUUGCAUCCUUAGUUAGUCUUGUAUGAUGUUUUUAUGUCCCUUAACUCAUUUUGUGUUGCUGAUGCAAAUACUCUGGCUUUGAUGUCUAUGAUGUAUUGCUAAUAAUAAGAAAAAUGUAAACAGACAAAUUAUCAUAUUUGAAUGAUAUGGUUUGGAAUUGUUUGUGAUUCCAACAAGGUUUCAUUUUA